Messenger RNA from Serendipita indica DSM 11827, 1278 nucleotides. NCBI's taxonomy places the organism in Eukaryota, Fungi, Basidiomycota, Agaricomycetes, Sebacinales, Serendipitaceae. The record is from the annotation of a GenBank genome assembly.
AUGACUUCUUGGACGCGAACAUCGAUCACCGCGGCGGCAGACUUGAUCUCUGCUGCGUCUCUUCAGCAUCGGGCACAUCUUGCGAAAGAGUUUUCAGCAGUUCGACGCGUCAGACCACGCGUACCGUUCAACCGACUCGCGGCGCAUCGUAUCCCGACACGAUGGGGUCUCUAUCGUGACUUGUUGCGUCGAUUACCGCCUAUACGAGGAAUGAGAGACAAGACUUGGAGAUUUGAACCGUUUUCUGCUGUGGAAUGGGACCCCAGGCUCCACGGGCACGCUCUACAGUGGCACGUUCGUACAGCCUUUCGACGAGAGCAACAUAACACUAGUCCGUAUAAAGUCAGGGCAUUUCUCACAUUCUGGUACAAGGUGCUGGAGCUACUGGAUACGGACCAUCCCAAGGCAAAAGUCGUGGCACGAUAUGAAGGCCUACUCCGACGCCAAAAGGAGCGCAAAGCGAUGGAAGAGUUGUAUGAUCGAGAGCUGAAAUGGAUACAACGUAUGAAGAAACGUCCGUAUUUGACGGGUGCAUUCAUGCGACCGACCUUGUACAACAAGCCGCUCCCCCGCAUGCGCAAUCAACCCAUUCAUAUCACGAUGAUGAUCAAGCAUAGGAUUCUCGCUCGCAUACGUCGCAUAGAAAGACAACAAAAAGCCACUGAAUGGCUUGAAGAUAUCCGGGCUGAGCGGGAGCUGGAGCAGAGGUUGCUCGAGGAGGGCAUGGAGGGCUCGGCGGAGUAUGCCUCAAAGGAAUACGAGGCUAAGCUUCACUCGACACUCGCAUCCAUACGCGCGGGGCACGCUCGGGACAGCGCACGCGCAAGAUCAGCAUACACACCAGAGAUGCUCAAAACGAUCAAAGCGGCGCGCCUUUUCAAGAUUGAGAACAAGACUCGGGAACGAGAGCGGGAGGGUCGAGGGGAAAUGACCAAGCGGGUUAUUCAGCGAAUGCGGCAGGGUCCGCCUGCGCAUAUUCUUGCGAAGAUGAGCAAAGAGGAGAAGCGGCUGGAUCGAAUUGCGAGAGAAGUGAGCUGGGGCGGGUACUCGGGCAAGGUCAAGCGACGCAUGAGGGAGAACGAUCGGAGAGCCAGCACGGGGCUAGGACCAUUGGCGAAAGACGAGGAAGCUGAAGAUUGCGAACCAGACCUCGGUGCAAGUGCGCAACAUCCAUCAAAGAAGGAAGUCGUCUCAAGUAUAGGGAGAGCGGAGGGGGUGCAGACUUUGAUGGGACAUCGAAAUCUAGAUGGAGAACGGACAGUACAACCACCGGAAUAG